Messenger RNA from Ilex paraguariensis (yerba mate), 1443 nucleotides. The record is from the annotation of a GenBank genome assembly. NCBI's taxonomy places the organism in Eukaryota, Viridiplantae, Streptophyta, Magnoliopsida, Aquifoliales, Aquifoliaceae.
UCUGUCUUCCAAUAUUUCACAAAGAGUCAAGUCCACUAUUUUUCCUUCACUUCUUACCAAUAUUUUCGAGAAAUUUCUCUUCAUAUUCUCUCUCUGUCUCUCUAGAUGAGAUCAUUCCAUCAAUAGCGAUGUCACUGAGACGCUCCUUCCUCUCUCGACGAACCACAAGCCGAUCCUUCGCUCUCUCCAAAUCGUUCAAAGAAUUCAAAUCCCUAGAAAUCACGGAACGACAACAAAACCGUAAUUGCGGAGACGACGACGGAGAUGAAAAUGGCGUCGUCGAAUCCAGUGAGGGUUCGUGGUCCACUAUGCUACCUGAGCUCCUAGGAGAGAUUAUAAAGCGAGUCGAAGCGAGCGAAGACAAAUGGCCUCUCCGCAAAAACGUCGUCGUUUGUGGAUGCGUCUGCAAGAGGUGGAGAAUGGUCACCAGAGAGGUCGUUAAUUCGCCCCUACAGGGUGGGAAAAUUACCUUCCCUUCUUGCCUCAAACAGCCGGGCCCACGAGAUUCUCCACGUCAAUGUCUUAUAAAACGAAACAAGAAGAACGGGACGUUUUACCUUUAUCUUGCUCUUACAUCUUCAUUCACAGAGAAGGGAAAGUUUCUAUUAGCAGCACGAAGAUAUAGACAUGGUGCUCACGCCGAGUACAUAAUAUCACUUGAUGCUGAUGACCUAUCUCAGGGUAGCAAUGCCUAUGUUGGAAAACUAAGCAAACCACCACAUAGUGGGGCAAAGCCAUCGAGCAGCAGAUCUGGCCGCCGGAUUGCAAGCAAGCAAAUAAGUCCCCAAGUUCCAGCUGGCAACUUUGAGGUUGGACAGGUCUCUUACAAGUUCAACAUUUUGAAGUCGAGAGGUCCAAGGAGGAUGGUAUGUUCGCUUAAGUGCCCGUGGUCAGGGGAAACUUUGGCUGACAAACACCAGAACUAUUCCGAGAUGAAGCAGCCAGAGUGUGCUGCUGCCUCUGGUUGCACAGUUCUGAGGAACAAAGCACCACGGUGGCAUGAACACUUGCAAUGCUGGUGCUUGAAUUUUCAUGGACGGGUGACAGUUGCGUCAGUGAAGAACUUCCAACUGGUUGCAACAUUGGACCAAAGCCAGCCAGGAGGAAAAGGUGAUGAAGAAACAGUUCUCCUCCAGUUUGGGAAGGUAGGGGAUGAUACCUUCACCAUGGACUAUCGACAGCCAUUGUCAGCUUUCCAGGCAUUUGCCAUUAGCCUCACCAGUUUUGGUACAAAACUGGCCUGUGAGUAAAACAUAGUUUAUGUGUCAAUCCAUGAAACUGGCGUGCAUGAAUGUCAUGUUUUCUCUUUUAGUUGGAUUGCUGUAUUUCUGCUAUGGCUUUCUUGGUUGGUAAAACAAAAGAAGUAAUGUAAAUGUUGUUUUUGUAUGAAAUGUGACAUUACUACGGAUAAAAUUAUUAAAUGACAAACAAUUUUACUGCUUG